AUCAUUUCCCUCAGUAAGCGACGAUAAGAAUGAAUGGACAUAUAUCAAACACCCCUCCUGGUGGAUACGGAAGUUAUUUUCCUCAAAUGAAUGGCUAUGGUUCCCCAACAUUUACUCAGGCAGAAAGGGAGCAGAAUUCAAGAACAAGUGCAAAAGCUCUGUAUGAACAAAGAAAGAAUUAUGCACGAGACAGUGCCAGCAGCAUAUCCGAAACUUCGCAGUAUCACGUAGAGCACUUGACCACCUUUGUUCUGGACCGAAAAGAGGCAAUGAUUACUGUAGAUGAUGGAAUAAGGAAGCUGAAACUGCUGGAUGCCAAAGGCAAAGUGUGGACUCAAGAUAUGAUUCUUCAAGUGGAUGACAAAGCUGUCAGCUUGGUGGACUUGGAAUCAAAGAAUGAACUGGAGAAUUUUCCUUUAAGCACAAUUCAGCAUUGCCAAGCUGUGAUGAAUGCAUGCAAUUACAAUUCAAUUCUUGCGUUAGUGUGUAAAGAACCAACCCAAAACAAGCCUGAUUUGCAUCUUUUCCAAUGUGAUGAGAUUAAGGCUAGCUUUAUUCAUGAAGAUAUUGAAAGUGCAAUCAGUGACAGCAAAAGUGGGAAACAAAAGAAGAGGCUUGAAACACUGAGGAUGAUAUCCAAAGCUGACAGCACCAUCCCUCCACCGCCGCGGGCGCCUGCCCCUGUGCCACCGGGGACCAUCACCCAGGUGGACGUGAGAAGCCGCGUGGCAGCGUGGUCCGCGUGGGCCGCUGAGCAGGGGGAGUUUGAAAAACAUAGACAAUACCAUGAUCAUGAAGAAACAGCGGAGAUGAUAGCAGCCAGGAUUGACAGAGAUGUUCAAAUUCUGAACCAUAUUUUGGAUGACAUUGAGUAUUUUGUUACCAAACUUCAAAAAGCUGCUGAAGCAUUUGCUGAACUUUCGAAGAGGAAGAAAACUAAAAAAAGUAAAAAGAAAGGACCUGGAGAGGGAGUUCUUACUCUCCGUGCAAAACCACCACCUCCAGAUGAAUUUGUUGACUGCUUCCAAAAAUUCAAGCAUGGCUUCAAUCUUCUGGCCAAAUUAAAGUUCCAUAUCCAGAAUCCUAGUGCAGAUGAACUGGUUCAUUUUCUGUUUACCCCACUACAUAUGGUGGUGCAGACAACAGGAGGUCCAGAGCUUGCUGGUACAGUACUCAGCCCCCUCUUAACAAAAGAUACUAUAGACUUCCUGCUAUAUACUGUCACUAGUGAGGAAGGACAGUUAUGGAUGUCAUUAGGUGACACGUGGACCAAAGCCAGAGCGGAUUGGCCCAAAGACCAUUUUAUUCCACCUUAUGUCCCCCGUUUCCGAAAUGGUUGGGAGCCUCCUUUGCUGAACUUCAUGGGAGCUCCAAAGGAGCAAGAACUCAAUCAUUUGGCUGAGUCCGUGGCAAAUGUUGCAGAGCAACAGCGGAAGCAAGAAAUGAAAAGACUGUCAACUGAGCCUCCCAGUGUUCCCGACUACCCUCCGUCCGACGGGUAUGCAUUCAGUAACACGGUGUACAAAAGAGGGCCUCUGCUGGACCAGGGGGCGGCUGUUGCUGCCUUUAAGCAAACUGUUAGCCGACAUGUAGAUAGAAACUAUGAAGCACACAGUAAAGCACAGACCAAGAAAUACGCCAAAUGCAAGUACGAAUUUAUGGCAAGAAACAACAGUGAGCUUUCUGUCAUGAAAGAAGAGAUCGUAGAGAUUCUGGAUGACAGAAAGCAGUGGUGGAAGGUUCAGAAUAAAAGUGGCAGCAUAGGCUUUGUGCCAAACAACAUUUUGGACCCUCUGAGGAAUCAAGAAGGUGCUCUAGGAUGGUCAGAGCCUGCAUUUACCCGCACCAUCCAGAAACAAAGGACGGACUAUGUUGCGAAACAACCUGAUCCAGUUCCUGCUACUCCUUCACCGCCUCCAACACCCGCUCCUGUCCCCGUGGCUGUCCCCCUCCCUCCUAGCGCACCAGCACCUAUCCCGGUUCCCGUGCCCAAAGCACCAGCAACCAUCAGCCGCCAAAGCAGCACCUCUAGUGACAGCGGUGGUAGUGUUGCACGAGACACCCAGAAGCAGAAGCAAGUUCCUGUGGAUCGCAGGAAAUCGCAGAUGGAGGAGGUGCAGGAUGAACUUGUUCACCGACUCACCAUUGGCCGGAGCGCUGCCCAGAGGAAGUUCCACGUGCCACGACCAAACAUCCCGGUAGUCAACAUCACUUACGACUCUUCACCUGAGGAUGUGAAAGCGUGGUUGCAGUCCAAAGGAUUCAAUCCUGUGACUGUCAACAGCCUUGGCGUGCUGACGGGUGCUCAGCUUUUCUCCCUCAAUAAAGAGGAACUGAAGACUGUUUGUCCAGAAGGGUCUAGAGUCUACAUCCAAAUUACGGUACAGAAAUCUGCCUUGGAGGCUAACAGUGGUAGUUCAGAACUGCAAGAAAUUAUGAGAAGACGACAAGAAAAAAUCAGUGCAGCUGCCACAGAUUCAGGUGUGGAGUCCUUUGAUGAAGGAAGCAGCCACUAAAACGUCUCUUCUCUUUUCUUUAAUUCCAUUGUCCAUAGCAUUAUACCUUCCAGCUUUGCUUUAGGAAGCAGUGCAGGGGAACGUCUUAUAAUAUUGUAAAUGUAACUAGCCACCAUAAAGAAAAUUUGCAGUAGUCUCCACAGAAGUACCUGCUGC
Molecule: messenger RNA, 2672 nt
Organism: Charadrius vociferus (killdeer)
Lineage: Eukaryota; Metazoa; Chordata; Aves; Charadriiformes; Charadriidae
Gene: EPS8
Product: epidermal growth factor receptor pathway substrate 8
Exons: 20
Coding region: 30-2516 (828 amino acids)
Biological process (GO): regulation of Rho protein signal transduction; Rho protein signal transduction; positive regulation of ruffle assembly
Cellular component (GO): ruffle membrane; vesicle; plasma membrane
Molecular function (GO): actin binding
Source: RefSeq, a predicted model, not a curated record